Messenger RNA from Exaiptasia diaphana, 1137 nucleotides. RefSeq names its product leucine-rich repeat extensin-like protein 3. The record is from RefSeq and is a predicted model, not a curated record. Lineage: Eukaryota; Metazoa; Cnidaria; Anthozoa; Actiniaria; Aiptasiidae. The transcript is spliced from 4 exons. The coding region runs from base 73 to 924 and encodes 283 amino acids.
AAACGUAUUAUGAGAAUUUUGUGAUUAUUCACUUGAACCGGGGCCCGAAUUGGAAUAGCUUCCGAAGCCAGGAUGGCCUCAAAAAUAGUAUUUAUUCUUCUAGUCUCGUUGGCGUUAUGUCUGUUUGUAGAAGCCGGACCAAAGGCUCCGGCCAAAAAAGCCGCUCCCGCCAAGAAUACUAAAGCCAAAACAGCAACACAUAACAAAGGAACCAAGAAAUGUGUAGAUAGUUGUUCACCUCCAAUCAUGGCUGAACCAUGUGCACCAGCAAUGGCUCCAUGUGCGCCAGCACCACCACCAGUUGUAAUGAUGCCACCCCCAGCACCUUGUGCACCAGCACCACAGUGCCAUACUUUCCAACAAACUGUGAAACAAUCUCAUCAUAUGGCACCUGCCCCACCACCACCAAUGGCUCCAAUGGCAAUGCCACCAUCACCACCACAAGUUAUUACCCAUGUACAGAAUAUUGUUCACCAUAAGGUCCUUCCCCCUCCUCCACCACCACCAGCACCACCAUGCCCACCACCAUGCCAUGUGCAAUCUACUCAACAUACCAUUGACCACGCUUGGGCACCAGCCCCACCACCACCAAUGGCACCAAUGCCAGGACCACCAUCUCCACCACAACGUAUCCACCAUGUCCACACUAUUGUCCAUCAUCACGUUCAUCCACCACCACCACCACCACCCCCACCAGUAUGCAUCUGUGCCCCAGCAUGUGCACCUCCAGCCUGUGCUCCACCACCAUGCUGCAAGAAGAACAAGAUCCACCCAGUCCACGAUGAAGAUGAUGGCUCUGCAUCUGCUGAAGAAGACAUGGACGAUGAUGAUGAAGAAACAGCCGAGGAGAAAGCCGAAGACAAAGCCGAGGAAAAGGAAGAGGAAGCCGAAGAAAAAACCACCAAGAAGGCAAAGAAGGAUUAAACCUCUUUGUAGUUUUUAGUACUCGUUCUUGAAGUUCUAGAACAUUAAUGCCAUGUGAACUUCCUGUAGAAGUCCCUGUUUGUAAAUGCUUCCCUUGUACAUCAGUAGGAAUAACGUCUCUAUGGGGCGUGCAGUGUAAAAUGUUUCGUUCAUUUUACGACGAAAGAGUGGAAAUGUAUAAAUAAAACAUUUAUCGUUUUACGAUUUGCGUAA